AUGAAUUUACGCAAAGCUAGUCACCAAAUCAUAUCAACAUCUACACACUCUACAUCACAGCAUUCAAGACAAAGUGAGCAUGCAUAUACAACGCCAAUAAACAUUGAAGUGAAACAGGAAGCACUGGUUACACACUCACUUUUUAAUUGCGCAUACUGUAACGAGACGUUUAGCAGUCGAAAAGAGUUAAAGGAACAUAAAGAUAAAAAGCAUCCUCAAAUAAAAACUGAACAUCAGCGAACGCGAAAGCCUAAAAGUCAACAAUCAUUGAUUGGCAAUACUUAUGUUCCAAUACAGGCAAAGUUUACAUGCGAAUAUUGCUAUAAAGGAUUCGAUCAAUCACAUCGCUUAAAGCAACAUCAAAUAUCUCAUCGAGAGCCAGUAUAUGCGUGUGAUCAGUGUGAGAAAAAAUUUAAAUGCCAAUAUCGACUCAAAUAUCACAAACAGGAGCAUAUGCCUGGCGCGAGUCAAACAUGCGGUGUAUGUCUUAAAAUCUUCCCCACAAUGAUUCGUCUUCAACAGCAUCAAAUAAUGCACAAUGACAAAAUUUAUCAAUGCAAGGAGUGCGACAAGGGAUUCAAGUGCAAAUAUCGUCUAAAGUAUCACGAAUUAAAUCAUUAUCAUAAAGCUUACGAAUGUCCUAUAUGCUCAAAGCGUUUUGCAUUGCCGUCACGUUUAGCACAACAUUUGAGUAUUCAUGACGAUAAUACACCGAUUUAUCAAUGCGAUGUAUGUUUAAAGACAUUUAAGAAUAAGUAUCGCUUGAAAUAUCAUCGCAAUGAGCAUGACAAGUCUCCCAAAUAA
Molecule: messenger RNA, 804 nt
Organism: Chironomus riparius
Lineage: Eukaryota; Metazoa; Arthropoda; Insecta; Diptera; Chironomidae
Source: the annotation of a GenBank genome assembly